Molecule: messenger RNA, 1521 nt
Organism: Scomber japonicus (chub mackerel)
Lineage: Eukaryota; Metazoa; Chordata; Actinopteri; Scombriformes; Scombridae
Gene: fbxl15
Product: F-box and leucine-rich repeat protein 15
Exons: 5
Coding region: 112-993 (293 amino acids)
Biological process (GO): SCF-dependent proteasomal ubiquitin-dependent protein catabolic process
Cellular component (GO): SCF ubiquitin ligase complex
Molecular function (GO): protein binding
Source: RefSeq, a predicted model, not a curated record
CUUGGUUAUUCUUCUAUCGUUUGCAAAAUGAUGAAGGGAAAUAUGCUGCUUUGGCAUCUUUGUGGAAAACAAUACGUCCUGAAAAACUGUGCAUAACAUAGCCAAGUCAGAAUGGAUGAAGAGGUGAAAAUGGGAACCAGAUGUCAUCUUUUGGAUUUGCCCUGGGAGGAUGUAUUAAUUCCUCACAUUUUAUGCCAUUUGCCACUGCAACACAUUGUCAGCUUGCAGAGGGUGAGUAAGCAGUUCCACAGCCUCAUCCAGGUGUAUCUAGCGAACUGCAGGACUUUUAAUUUGUCCCCGGUUGGACCAUGCAUCCCCAAGGAAGCGUUUUGCUCGAUGUUAAAGGACAACAAAGUUCUCCAGAGUCUGUCACUUCAGAACUGUUCAACCUGGGUGACGGACAAGGAGCUGCUGCCAGUUAUCGGACAGAACCAGCACCUGCUGAGAGUGGACAUGAAUGGGUGUGCUUGUCUCACUCGCCACUCCCUUGUGGCCGUGUCCUUGAGUUGCACGCACCUCCAGCACCUUGGCCUGGCACACUGCGAAUGGGUGGACAGCCUGUCCCUGCGCAGCCUGGCUGACCACUGUGGGGGGCUGCAGUCCAUCGACCUCACCGCCUGCCGCCAGCUCAAGGACGACGCCAUCUGCUACCUGGCCAAGAAGUGUUUGAAGUUGACGUCCCUAUCUUUGGCAGUCAAUGCCAAUGUCACUGAUGAGUCAGUGGAGGAGGUGGCCAAGAACUGCAGGGGCUUGGAGCAGCUGGACCUGACAGGUUGCCUGCGGGUCAGGAACCAGUCCAUCAGGACGCUCGCAGAGUACUGCCCAAAGUUGCAGUCCCUGAAGGUGAAUCACUGUCACAAUGUGACAGAAUCAAGCCUCGAUCCUCUACGGAAACGCAACGUUGUGAUUGAUGUUGAGCCACCUUUACAGAGGGCGCUGGUACUUCUUCAGGAUGUGCUGGGGUUUGCUCCCUUUAUCAAUCUCCAAAUAUAGCUAAAGGGCCAUCAGUCUGUCCAACAAGUACACACAGGUGUCUUCACAACAGAGGCCAUCAGUGUCAGCUGCCUCACUUGGACAUGUCGAUUCUUCGAAGAAAUGUGAAGACAAUCCAAGAAGACAUGGAUGUGUUGCACUUAUGUUUGUGUGGCAGAAUAAUGUGGACAAAAAAAAAACCUCACUGGAAUGUGAUCAAAGAUGCUUAUUUAAGAAAAAACUGAAAACAAUUCUCCUCUCUUGCAUAUGACUGAAGAAAGCCAUGUACUUUUAAGAACUGCUGUGUCAUGUUCAUAUCACUGAACCUUUUCUUAAUCUUUCAGUGUUUGUAAUGUGACUUUUUCAAAAGGCAACUCUUAGUACAGCAUAUUUUGAUUUGUUUUGUUUUUGUUUAUUUUUAAACAGUCCUUUGUGUAUAGGACAUUGUAAGAAUCUGUUAUUUUAUGUUUCAUUUAGAAACAUUAAAACAUGUUUGAGUUUAAUUAAACAUUUUAUUUUGCAUGUAUGUGCCAACCUCAAUAUUCUGUC